CCUAUUGAAAACGGCAUUGCAUUCUGGGAUGGGUGUCAUGGCGGCCUCCUGUAAAGAUGCAGCGCUCACUCCUUUCCUUGCCGCUGAAUUUUAGCCUAAGAAACAAACUGUUUAAUGCGGGCUUUCGUGUCAUCGCUGAUCUGCAAAGACUGACCGAUUCGGAAUUAAUUCAUGAGGCGGGUGUGAGCCAGCAGGAUGUGCUGGAGCUCUUGCAGGCUGUAAGGGGAGAAGGAGGUGACGCUUGGUCGUCUUCUACAUCUCUGGAGUUGCUGCAGAAGGAGGGUGAAUCCAGAAGUAUCGUCAGCUUCUGCUCUCAGCUGGACGAAGCUCUUAGUGGAGGAGUUCCCGUGGGAAAGAUAACAGAAGUUUGUGGAACGCCAGGAGUAGGAAAAACGCAGCUAUGUCUGCAGGUAGCAGUAGACGUCCAGAUUCCUCCGUGUUUCGGAGGUUUGGGAGGCCAUGUCAUCUUUGUGGACACUGAGGGCGGCUUUCUUCUGCAGCGCAUAGAAGAUAUAGCUGCCGCCGUAGUCCGACACUGCUCUCUACUGGUGGAAGACGAUGAACAGCGAGAAGGAAUUUUGACCUUUACUGUGGAAACCAUCCUGUCAAAUAUCUAUGUGGUCCGUUGCAAUGACUACAUUGAGGUUCUAGCCCAGCUCCAUCUUUUGCCAGACUUCCUGUUAGAACACCCGAGGACCUGCCUCCUGGUGAUUGAUAGUGUGGCUUGUCCAUUCAGACACAUUGAGGUUGUGUCUCAGAGGACACAGCUUCUCCAAAGCCUCGGGUUGCAGCUAACGAAUCUAGCCAUCAGAUAUAACCUUGCUGUUCUUGUCACCAAUCACAUGACCACCAGGCUGCAAGGCAGCCAGUCACAGUUGGUUCCUGCUUUAGGUGAACUUUGGGGCCAUGCCCCCACAAUCAGACUUCUCCUACAAUGGUUGAAUUCACAAAGAGUGGCAAUUGUGGUCAAAUCACCAGAUCACAUGGAAGCUAUAGUACAAUACCAGAUCACAAGUGAUGGCCUCAGAGAUGUAGAUGAAUCCGUUUAAAACUAGACGUUUUCUGAUUGUCCCAAAGCUCAAAUAGUGUGAUAUUAAUGUUUACUGAUGUUAUUAUGUAUUGAAAUAUAUAUUCUUAUUUCUCAGUAAAAUUGUUUUACGG
Molecule: messenger RNA, 1161 nt
Organism: Cynoglossus semilaevis (tongue sole)
Lineage: Eukaryota; Metazoa; Chordata; Actinopteri; Pleuronectiformes; Cynoglossidae
Gene: rad51c
Product: RAD51 paralog C
Exons: 4
Coding region: 57-1049 (330 amino acids)
Biological process (GO): reciprocal meiotic recombination; meiotic DNA recombinase assembly; DNA repair
Cellular component (GO): replication fork; Rad51C-XRCC3 complex; Rad51B-Rad51C-Rad51D-XRCC2 complex
Molecular function (GO): ATP binding; ATP-dependent DNA damage sensor activity; four-way junction DNA binding
Source: RefSeq, a predicted model, not a curated record